This is a messenger RNA of Osmia bicornis bicornis, 1527 nucleotides long. It is a transcript of the gene Catsup, whose product is annotated as protein catecholamines up. Lineage: Eukaryota; Metazoa; Arthropoda; Insecta; Hymenoptera; Megachilidae. Bases 166 to 1347 code for a protein of 393 amino acids. Gene Ontology annotation, biological process: zinc ion transmembrane transport; intracellular zinc ion homeostasis. The record is from RefSeq and is a predicted model, not a curated record. Gene Ontology annotation, cellular component: membrane. The transcript has 3 exons. Gene Ontology annotation, molecular function: zinc ion transmembrane transporter activity.
UAAACCUUAUGUUGAUAACGUUCCAUUUUCUGACGUGGCCAAAGUUUUUUAUCUUGUAUAAAAUAAUAACAAAGUUUUGACAUUUUUAUGCACGUAUGUUAAUAAUACACCAACGACAAUACGUAGAUUAGUUAUGUUUUAAUCAGUUUGUGCAGAAUUGUAGAAAUGACUACGAUAACAGAGGAUAACCAAAAAAGCCAGAAGAAUAAAUGGAUUUCAAAAAUUUUACUUGGCACAUUUAUUCUACUUAUAUUCCUAAAUUUACCAACUCUUUGUCAAGCUCAUGAUCAUGACGAGCCACCAAGUUUUAAAUAUUCCGAAAAAGCUAAUUCUCGCCAGAUGCAAGAUGAUAUGGGUGUAUCUAAAGUUAUAGAUCAUCAUACACAUGGACAUAAUGAUCAUGAUCAUAAUCAUGAUCAUCAAGAGAAAUCAGUUUUAUCCGAUGAGGCUUAUAAGGAAGUUAUUGUUAAAGCUGUUACAUCAACUUUAAUCAUAUCAGCAGCCCCUUUUCUUAUUCUGUUUCUUGUACCAUUAGACAAUACUAAAGAAUGUGAAUCAGUGCUAAAGAUAUUGUUAAGUUUUGCAUCUGGUGGCUUACUAGGAGAUGCAUUUUUGCAUUUAAUUCCUCAUGCUUUAGUUCCUCAUGUACAUGAAUCUGAAGAAGCUCAUUCCCAUACACAUUCUCAUAAUCAUGAUAAUGAAGAAGUUAAUCAUGUACAUGAUAUAUCUGUUGGAUUAUGUGUAUUGUUAGGUAUAGUGGUGUUUUUAAUUGUUGAAAAAGCAGUACGAAUUAUAAAAACUGACCACAGUCAUGUGCAUGUACAUAAUGUCAAAGAAAAUAAAAAUAAUAAAUCACAGAAAAGUUCUAAAGAAAAAGAACCUAAGAAACCUGAAAAUGAAAUAAAAAUUGCUGGAUAUUUAAAUCUAGUCGCAGAUUUCUUACAUAACUUCACAGAUGGUCUUGCUAUUGGAGCUAGUUAUUUAGCGGGAAAAAAUAUUGGAUAUAUUACCACAUUCACAAUUUUACUACAUGAAGUACCUCAUGAAAUAGGAGAUUUUGCUAUUUUGAUACAAAGUGGUUAUAGCAAAAGAAAAGCUAUGAUGCUUCAACUUACUACUGCAAUAGGUGCUUUGUUAGGGACUUAUGUAUCAUUACUUGCAGAAGGCAUGGGUGACAUUGCAACCAAGUGGAUACUUCCAUUUACAGCUGGAGGAUUUAUUUAUAUAGCAACAGUUUCUGUAAUACCAGAACUCUUAACUGAUACUAAUUUUAGACAGUCUGUGAAAGAAAUUAUUGCAUUACUCUUCGGUGUAUAUAUGAUGGUACUCAUAGCAAAGUAUGAAUAGAUUUCUUCAGUACAUUGUGAUCAUUAAUCAAGGAUUUAUUUCCAUUUCCAUUUGUAUUCGUUGAAGACUACUAAUGGAACAAAUAUAUUGUAUAACAUGAAUACCAGUGAAAAAAAAUCGUUAUAUAUCUAUUACAAAUGUUAACAAGGAAAAAGUCAAUGAAUAUAAGAAAGAAUUCAA